Theobroma umbraticum is the source of this 984-nucleotide messenger RNA. Its product is annotated as Transport protein particle (TRAPP) component. NCBI's taxonomy places the organism in Eukaryota, Viridiplantae, Streptophyta, Magnoliopsida, Malvales, Malvaceae. Gene Ontology annotation, biological process: endoplasmic reticulum to Golgi vesicle-mediated transport. Gene Ontology annotation, cellular component: TRAPPII protein complex; TRAPPIII protein complex; TRAPPI protein complex. The record is from RefSeq and is a predicted model, not a curated record.
UGCGUAGUGAAGUGCACACGAAUGCUCGCUCGGUGCUCGCGUAGCUCAUAGCUGAUUCAUUUUUCCUGCGAUUUCUCAGCAGCCAAACAGAAAAUAAAUUUUCCUUCCAGUAGAAAAUGAUCGGAGUCGGGAAGAUCAAGCAAUACUCUAACGUCCUCGACAAGCCCCUCAGCAAGGGCAAACAAGAGGUUAGCUUGAGUGCAUUUGCAUUCUUGUUUUCGGAGCUUGUUCAGUACAAUCAAACACAGGUUGAUAACAUUGCCGAAUUAGAAAGAAGGCUGGAGGAUGCAGGGUAUGCAGUUGGGGCUCGAGUUCUUGAACUUUUGUGCCAUAGGGAUAAGGGAAAUAGAAGGGAGACUCGAUUGUUGGGUAUUUUGUCUUUUGUGCACAGCACUGUCUGGAAGGUGUUAUUUGGAAAGGUGGCUGACUCACUUGAGAAGGGCACUGAACAUGAAGACGAAUACAUGAUCAGUGAGAAGGAACUCCUUGUGAACAAGUUUAUUUCAACUCCAAAAGACAUGGGGACUUUUAAUUGUGGGGCAUUUGUUGCUGGAAUAGUGAGGGGUGUUUUGGAUAGUGCAGGAUUUCCAGCGGUAGUAACAGCUCAUUUUGUACCUAUGGAGGGACAGCAAAGACCUCGGACAACUAUUUUGAUAAAGUUUGCUGAAGAGGUAUUGCAAAGAGAAGCGAGGUUAGGUUGAUUGCUAUGCCUGGGUUAUCUUUGAGUUGUCCAUGUUCUGCAACACUGGGAAUGGAACGAUGAACUUCUGCUGGUUUGUUAAUCUAACGAGGAUUUCACCUGCCAAUCACACUGGCAAAUCUAUAUUCCUGUCUCUGAUUAAUGAUGGUUGUGUAUUAUUCUUUAUGGCAUCGUGGUUACUGAUAUGAUGGCAAAAGAUUUUUGCAAGUGCAGUUGAUGUAAAGUAAAUGUUAUCAUUACUGUUAAGUUUUGUGUUAAUAUGAACUCAAAUGGAUUAUUACUGA